AUGCGUACAAGCCUCGCUGUCGUGACCAGCCUCCUGGGCCUGGCCUCCGCUCUUCCCGCCGACGGCGACAUAAUCGACAAGCGUCAGUCCGUCCCCACCAUCUACCUAUGCGGCGACAGCACCAUGGCGAAGGGCGGCGGCGGCAGCGGCACCGAGGGCUGGGGGCCGUACCUGCAGUACUCUUUCGAUUCCAGCAGAGCCAAGGUUGACAACCGCGCCAUCGGGGGGCGCAGCGCGCGCUCUUACACCCGCGAGGGUCGUUUCGACGACGUCGCCGGUCUCGUCAAGGCCGGCGACUGGGUUGUUAUGGAGUUUGGACACAAUGACGGCGGUUCUCUUACGCCCACCGACAACGGCCGCACUGACUGCUUCGGAGAUGGUGCCCAGACCUGUCAAACUACUUACAACGGUGUCGCCGAGACCGUCUUGACCUAUCCGGCCUACCUCAAGAAUGCCGCACAGAAGUUUAAUGCAGCGGGGGCCAAGGUGAUCAUUUCGUCUGCGACCCCCAACAACGUCUGGGAAAGCGGCACCUACGGAUGGGGAUACGACCGCUUCUUCCACUAUGCCUGGCUCGCCGUCGAACAGCUCGGCGGCCCGUCCAAGGGCUACUACUUCGUCCCGCACGGCGAGUACGCUGCACAGGCGAUGAAGAACCUCGGCGCCUCGAUCGUCAACGCCAACUACCCCAAUGGCCACACCCACACGGCGCCCUUCCUCGCCGACGCCAUGCACAAGGCCUUCGUCCUCGGCCUCCGCUGCGGCACCAGCGCGCUCGCCUCGCUGGCAAAGAACACGACGGCGUCACUGACGUCGACUUACCUCGGCCCCUGCGUCGACAACUACAACUCGACCGUGCACGCUCUGCUGCGGUGA
Messenger RNA from Colletotrichum graminicola M1.001, 876 nucleotides. RefSeq names its product GDSL-like Lipase/Acylhydrolase. The transcript has 3 exons. Gene Ontology annotation, molecular function: hydrolase activity, acting on ester bonds. Lineage: Eukaryota; Fungi; Ascomycota; Sordariomycetes; Glomerellales; Glomerellaceae. The record is from RefSeq and is a predicted model, not a curated record. Bases 1 to 876 code for a protein of 291 amino acids.